This is a messenger RNA of Cryptomeria japonica (Japanese cedar), 378 nucleotides long. RefSeq lists its product as uncharacterized. Gene Ontology annotation, molecular function: nucleic acid binding; RNA-DNA hybrid ribonuclease activity. Lineage: Eukaryota; Viridiplantae; Streptophyta; Pinopsida; Cupressales; Cupressaceae. The record is from RefSeq and is a predicted model, not a curated record. The transcript is spliced from 2 exons. Bases 1 to 378 code for a protein of 125 amino acids.
AUGAGAAAGGAGGUUAGAUGGAAACAUCCAAAGCCGGGUUGGGUUAAAAUGAAUUUCGAUGGUGCAGCGAGGGGCAACCCGGGGGAUUCUGGAUUUGGUUGCCUGAUUAGGAACGAAUCUGGAGAAUGUAAAUGGGGCAUGUUUGGGGCAUUGGGCCCCUUAACUAACAAUCUUGCAGAGGCAGAGGCAGAGGCCAUGAUAAGAGGGAUUCAGUUAUGCGUAUCUAAAGGGGAAGGGAGCAAAUCGACAGAUAAAGGAAUCACAUGUGAGUCCGGAUCUGUCACCUUUGAAGAGACUAAAAUAACAGAUUUACAGAGGGAGAUUGCCGAAGUUGAGGGAGGUUUGGUUACCAAUAUCUCUAGACAGGGAGUGGGAUGA